Molecule: messenger RNA, 1323 nt
Organism: Encephalitozoon cuniculi GB-M1
Lineage: Eukaryota; Fungi; Microsporidia; Unikaryonidae
Exons: 1
Coding region: 1-1323 (440 amino acids)
Source: RefSeq, marked provisional
AUGAGAAUGCUUGACGACAUGAUAGAAAACCCGCCUGCUGGAAUGUCUGAAGAGGAAAAGAAGGUGUACCUGGAGGAUUGGAGGAGUGCUAAAGAAUGGGGAGGGUUUCUCUAUAGUAUAGAAAGAUGGGAACGGAUAGCUGAGGUGGAGAAGAUAGUGUGCAAUGCAUGCAAGGAGAUCUGUCUUGGGCUGAGGGAGGAGGAGCUUCUGGGAUUGCUAGCCGAGGGAGGUAUGAAGAAGACUUUGAAAGAGGAAUUCAGCGAAGAUAAGGCCAAAGAUGCAAGAUAUCUAGAAUAUAUUGUUGUUGAUGACGUGCUGUUGCUGGAUGCACACAGAGAAUAUGGAGGAGAGGUCACCAAAGAGUUGGUUAGGCAGAUGCUGCUGGGGAAGGAGGGAAAGGAUAUAGACAAAAGAUAUGUAGACAGGGUUGCAGGUGUAGUCAGAGAAAGACAGAGGAAAAGAGAAGAGGAAACGGAAAGGAGUGUGAAAGAGCUGGUGGGGGACGAGGAGAAGGCGAAGAGUAAGGAGGAGAAGGCGAAGAGUAAGGAGGAGAAGGCGAAGAGUAAGAGGGGGAGGAAGGGGAAGAGUGCUUCUGCACCCUCGGAACAAGAGGAGGAGAAGAAGGAGAGCGAGGUAGAGGAGGCUGAGCAGGGCGGGGAAGUAGAGGCGCUGCCGGUGGAGGUUGGAGGUGCACGCAGCAAGGGGGGCAAGAAGAAGAGCAAGGGUGGUCGGAAGUGUUUCAAGAUCCACAGAAGGGUUCUUCGGUGGACGAAGAGCCCUGAGAAGAUCAAGGAGGAGUGGGACAAGGGAAGUGAGGAGAGGUGGAAGGGAAGGUCUCUUGAAGAGAUCAAGGAGCAGAAAAUAGUGCAUGAUAUAACGGGUGUGCUGGAACUUCUCAGGAGUGAAGAUGCAGACAGAUUCUUCAUGGAUGCAGGAAAGUACAGGAAGGGCGGGAGUGAGAGGCAGAGGAUGGUGGCGAUUGGAGCUCUUGAGACUGGGGGACAGAGGAUGACAGGAGUGGUGGAGGUUGGGACGUUCAAGGAUGGGGAUGGAUGUCCGGUUGUGUACCACCUGAGGUUCAAGCCAACCAGUAUAGGGUCGAUAGGAGAUGUUAUAAACCCAGGGGUUGUUGAAGCAAGUGAUGUAGGCAGGGUAGACGAGGGUGAAGAAUGUGAGGAUGCGGACAAGUUUGUGUAUCCAAAAGGAGUAAGGUUUGAAACGGUGAAGGAGACAGGAUCAUUUCAGAUAGUGUGGAAGAAUCCUUCGGAUACCUCUGAGGUUCUCCGUCGUCUUAUUGUUUAUUGCAGGCCAUGUGUGAUCUGA